AUGUUUGCAGAGAACAAGUCGAAGCUCAUAUUGGCUGCCCUGGAUGCUUUGUUGAAGUACGACAUUGAUGGUGAAAGAACGCUUGACACCAAGGCAACACACGACCAGAAGCACACCACUCGCGAGCAAAUGGUCAAGCACAGCGUGGUGGUGGCUCUCACAGAUCAGUUCCUGGCCUUGCGCCGCUUGGUGGCUUCCAAAACUGGGUUCGAGGCCUUCACCACCAUGCCCGGCUUUCGCGACAGGCUGGGUAAGAGAGUGAUAGCCGCGUUGAAGCUGAACAACACUGGGGUGGCCCAGGCAGCCAUUGACUGCAUGAGUGCGCUGAUGCAGCCCAUGCACGAAGAUUACGAACUGUCGUAUGAGCAGAGCAACAAAAGUUCGCUGCUGUCAUCUAAGCCGUUUCUGAAGGUGCUGGUGAAGCUCAUGGAUCACCACAUUAGGGCUGGGACGGGAGCGUUGGUUCUCAAUUCACUCUUCGACUUCGUCACGUAUGCGGUAUGCGACCCCUACAGCGACACGACAUCCAACGAACACUUUGACAAUCUACUGGAAAUUAUUGCCAACACAUGCGGGCGCAGCCUAUUCCAGCUGUAUCAGCACUCGUCAUUGGCUCUUGUAAAGGCUGGGGGCCAGAUCAUGAAGAGCAUGAUCGAAGAAGUGACCGUGUUUGACCACUGGAAAGCUAGGAUGGGCUUUAAGAAGGCUGUCGCGCAGCCACAGGACAAACAGGUGGUAUUGCGAAGGCGGCGGAAGAAUGUUGUCGCGUUGCAAAACUGGAAGAUGCUGUAUUACCAAUCGAGACAGGAUCACGCACAGGCCGAUCUCAUUUGGAACCAUUACACGAGGGAAGAGUUGAGGGAAAAACUAGAAACCGAGUUCAGCUCAUUUAGCGCCGACCAGGCAGCGUCGAAUGGCAUGGAAGUGGCGUGGAAUUUCGUCGAGUUUGAGGUGGUGUACCAGUCUCUGUCCAACGAGAUCAAGAUCGGCGAUCACUACCUGCGAUUGCUAUUGGAGGAGAGCAAGAUGACAAAGAAAGCCAUCGCCAAUGGCACCACUGAUGCCGAGUCACGCGACAACUCCUUCAUGCAGCGCAUACACAAUCCGGUUGUGUUCUUUAAUGAUCUGUACCAUCGGUUUCUCCUCCCGAACUCCACCAACAUGCGCAUGAAGUGUUUGCAGGCCAUGACGGUCGUCUACGCUCACUGUAAGAAGCAGAUUGGAAUAUUCAACGACACACCACACCUCAUCACCAUGCUGGAGAAGUGUGCCGACAAGAUCGAACGAGAUCGCCUGCUGUUGUUUGUAGAUGUGCUACUGUCGCAUCCUGAGAAUGUCAAGCUGUUCAUCGACGGUGGCGGCAUACACACACUGGUCGAUUUCCUCACCCUCGCACACCUGCACACUGAGCGCGCGCCGAUGGUAUGGGACAACACCACCAUUGAAGCGGGCGAGGGGAUGAUCCGUGAGAGUGAGAAGGAGUGGUACUGUACACCCAGUGGAGGGCCCGAUGCCGAGCGGAAAGGCCCUCUGGCGGUGGAGGAGAUGAACCAGCUGUAUAUUGAUGGCGUUAUCGACGAGAAUACACGAUGCUGGGCGCAGGGCAUGGACGGGUGGAAACGCCUCAACCAGAUCACCCAGCUGAAGUGGAACCUCAUACACGCUGGUACCCCUUUCAUGAACGAAACGGAACUAGCCAGACUGUGUCUGUCCAUGCUCAAACGUAUGAGCGAUUUCUUCCCCACCCGAGACUCCACGGGCGCCCUGAUCCGACCUCUCUCGCGCGUGAAACGCAUUAUGUCGGAUGUGUCGCAUCUGCCGCAUCUGAUUUCGCUGUUCUUGACCUUUGAACCGAUCAUAGUGGAGAGGUGUGCUGCCUUGCUGACAACGAUAGUGGUAGACAACCCCAUCAUGCCCCAGUUGUACGCAACAGGGUGCUUCCUCUUCUGUCUCAUGUACACGGGCAGCAACAUCUUGCCCAUUGCACGGCUGCUGUAUGUCACGCACAACCAGCAGGCCGUUACCAGGGGAGAUCACGGUGGUAAUCCUAUCGUAGAGAACAGUAUUUUGGCGCCGUUGUUGCCUGCGGCCAUGAUCUUGUAUCUGGACAAAUAUGGCCCGGUCAAAUUCUCGGAGAUCUUCUUGGGCGAUAACGACACCCCGGAGGUCAUCUGGAACAGGUCCAUGCGACGAACCUUGAUCAACCGCAUAUCGCUGCAUCUGAGCGAGUACUCACCUCGGCUGAAGAGCAAUGCACAGGCGCCGUAUCAGCACUGUCCCAUAGCGUCUAUCCAGUACAGCGAGUUGCAGAGUGAGCUGUUCUGUGGGCGCUACUACCUCAGAAAUCUCUGCAAUAUGGACAAAUACAAAGAUUGGCCUAUAGACAACCACGUAGAGCUGCUACGUGACAUCUUGCAUGAGUGGCAACGAGAGGUCGGAAAGAAACCUCCGUCACUCUCCAAGCAGGAUGCCAUGGCUAUACUCAAUCUACCCAGAGAUAUGCCGUACGAAGAAGGCAAAGUGCGAAAGGCGUACUUCCGCAUGGCCGCCAAAUACCAUCCAGAUAAGAACCCUGAUCCCGAGGCUCGCGAAAUCUUUGACAAAACUGCUGAAGCAUACGAACUGCUAUGUGCCGCUCACCAGGGCGAUGUGGCGAUGGAUGGGCCAGACUACAGGCGCAUUGAUCUGAUCAUACGAUCGCAGACUAUCCUGUUUAGUAGAUACGGCGAUAUUCUGCAGCCAUACAAGUACUCUGGGUAUCCCCAACUCCUGGCUACAAUGACACUUGAGAACGAGGAUCCUGGGCUGUUUGCCAACCAGCACACACUCCUUCCUGCGUGUUGCGCGUUGGCGUAUCAUACGGUCAAUACCUCUCCCCUCAACGCGGAUGAGCUGAGACGUGACGGAGGCUUCGAGGUGCUGUCAACCACCUUCUCACGCGUGACAUCCAUGGUGUCAAGCAACUCACAGUCCACAGACAUGCCCGUGGGCGUAUGCCAGGAUCUGAUCCUGUUCUACGCGGCGUCGGCCGAGUUUGACGACUGUCGAACGGAGAUCAAGAAGUACAAGCAUGUGGUCAACGAUGUGGUGCGAUGCUUGUUCUGCGCCAAUUGCCCUCAUUUGGUCCGGGCCUCCUUGCAGUGCAUAGCCAGCUUCGGCACAGACGCAACGCUUCAAAAUCUACUACUAGACGCGGGCGUGCUCUUUUACCUUCUCGCACUCAUCUUCGAGUACGAUGUCACGCUCACCGCCAACCCCCACGACACGCUUACGCUGGACAGCGACGCUACCAAAGAGAACAACAAUGAGACUGAAGUCGUCGAGGUGGCUGACUCUGAUGAGGUGGAUGUGGUCAAGGCGGAGGCCCAAGAGCAGGCCGAUGAGAAGACCCAGAAUGCCGCGCUCACAGGCCAGGCCAUGAUCAACGAGCACGCACGCUUAGCAGUCAUCGCUCUAGCGCACCUCGGUGGUUACCACGAACAAAAGAGCCCCACAAAGACCCCCUCCACACACCCCCAAGACGAAGCAACCAACCAUGUGCUGAGGAAAUGUCUGCGGGCUCUACUGACCAAUGACUUGUGCAGUAAGCUGGCCGAUCCCGAUCCCACGGUGUUGCUGCGCGCCGCGAACAUCAACGAGAACUCGCCUUAUCUGAUAUGGAAUAACGGCACACGUGGAGAAUUGGUGAGCUAUCUGGAAGAACAGAAGGAGAAGAUGCGCAGCGGCGAGCAGGACCCGUCGUUGGGAGCUGAUUUUGAGUUCUCUCAGCUCAAAGAUCACUUGCGCGUGGGCGACAUAUACGUGGACAUCUACAACCAGACAUCCGAUUUCCCCGUACGCGACCCCGACUUCCAGGCGAAAGCUCUGGUGGAGUACAUCUGUGAGCCGCCCGUCUCCUCACCAGAAUACGACACGCCCAGAAAACAAGCAAGUACCAUCCCCACACGCACAACCAAGCAAGCGCAAGAGCAGACACACACACAGGGUCAAGCUUCUCAGGAUAGUUCGUGUGGCACAGACAUUGAGAAGCCAGUCGACUCCCUUGGGGGCGCGAGGACCCGUCCUGCGGGUGCCAAGGGGUCAAAGUCCGCCACAGCACAGAACAUAUUCGAAACAGAGAAACUCAGGAAGCACACCGAACAGGAUACAAAUAGCACACCCACACCCACCGACACCGUUGCAGCCGAGCCCGCCGAUUCUCCUUUGGAACGGGGCAACACACCUAACAGCAAUGCUCUGAGUACGGAGCUUAGCAACACCACUGCACAAGCAGAAGACCCCCAUGUAGCCAGCAAACGCAACCCCGCACACCUGUUGCAGGCUAUCAGUGCACUCUCCAAUCUCAUCUCGCAUUACCAGGGCGUAGAGCGACAUACCAUCGGACAUUACCCUCAACUGGGCACAUACCUGCAUGUGGACGAGUCUGCAGACGAUCUCAAACAGCAGUUGGCUGUGGUGCUUGCUAUGCUCCAAGUGUUCGAGCAAGUGGUAGCGAACAAGGACUGCGUGAACGACAUAGCCGCGAACAACAUCAUUGCGUCGCUGUGCUUGCUCAUCCCUGUGCUGGAAACCCAUACCGACGAUCGGCCGUGCCUGCGCCUUCUGGAAGUGCUGUCAGUGCUGGCUUCCAACGCAAAAAUAGUCACGCAGCUGCGAGACAGCGGCGCCUUACUGUAUAUUCUGUUUUUGUUUACCAACUCCCAAUCAUCAGCGGUGCGGGUUGCCGCGGCCACGUUCUUUGCACGGCUGUCGAAGGACAAACUGAAUGGACCCAAGAUGUCGUUGAUGCUGGCCAAUUUCCUGCCGAGGAUCUUCAUGGAUGCGUGGAAGCGACAACCAGAGACGGCCAUCACCAUGUUCGACGGUGUGCACGAGAACCCCGAACUCGUAUGGACCGAAAGUGUGCGCGAGAAGGUCAAAACCGUUGUGCGGGAAAUGCGCGACGAUUGGUAUGCCGUGCAGAAGACCAACGAAUUGGCCAUGUGGAGUCUGCCUCCCAACUUCGAAGUCAUUUACCAAGAGCUGGAGAAUGAACUGGUGUGUGAUGGCGUCUACGUACGGCUCUUCAACAUGCAACCUACGUGGUCGCUUCGCCACCCCCGGCAGUAUCUGGUGGCCUGUGUCGAGAAGUUCAUCAACCUCUGUUAUUCAGCUGAGAAUGAUGGAGAUAACCUAGAGCAGCUCUCGGCAUCAAUAUGCAAUCUGCUUCGAGGGAAUACUGUCAUGACUGAUAGCUUGGCGUCUCUAGGAGUAAUCAUCGCACAAGUGGUCAAGGAGAAGCUACUGGCCGUACUACUCGAUUUGCUCACUCUGCCCACAAUCGGCUCAUCAGACAAGGCAUUGCUUGUGCAAGCUAUCAAAACCAUGCUUAUAGAUAAUACACACGGAGAGCACAUCACCUCUGAACUCGAUGGGCAUCCCGUAUGGGCCAAAUACAAGGAUCAGCGCCACGAUCUUUUCAUCAGCAACACACCUACUGCUGGAUAUUUAACGGGUGGCGCGGGAACUAUGGGCUAUCUCACAGCUACCGCAAACAAUGCGCCCAGGAAGGUAACUCCCGACACACCACCACCAGUCCCAGAAACACACGAAGACGAUUGA
Sphaeroforma arctica JP610 is the source of this 5601-nucleotide messenger RNA. RefSeq lists its product as hypothetical. Gene Ontology annotation, cellular component: endosome membrane. The transcript has 36 exons. Bases 1 to 5601 code for a protein of 1866 amino acids. Gene Ontology annotation, biological process: regulation of early endosome to late endosome transport; receptor-mediated endocytosis; endosome organization. NCBI's taxonomy places the organism in Eukaryota, Ichthyosporea, Ichthyophonida. The record is from RefSeq and is a predicted model, not a curated record.